AUGGCUGCACCACUAUCAACCCGUCAGCCAAAGACAUCCCCUGACGAACCUCCAGCUGGAGCCGGAGCCGAAGCCGAAGCUGAGGCCGAUGUCGAAUUUGAGCCAUUCGCACCACUCGCCAGAUCCUCCACCCUUCCCAUCAACAUUCGCGCUGUCGCUUCCGUACCCUCCUUCAGCUCGAGGACGCGGACCCAUCGCCAGGAACGGUCCCACCUAGCCCCCGAAGAUGCCUUCUUCACGGGGCCCUCACCACCUCGCCGCAACCUGCACAGCGGCGUCUUCCCGCCGUUCGAGGGUGCCCAUGCUUCUCGGCCCGGCAGCGGCAGCCGGAGUCGGAGCCGCCACCACCAUCGCAGCAGCAAGCACCGCACCUGGAAGAAGCUCCUCUGGGUGAAGCAAUCCUACCCGGACAACUACACUGACCAGGUCACCUUCUUGGAGAACCUCAAGCGAAACCCCCGGUUGCAGCCCUACGACUUUUGGCCCCUCGUCGCCGAUUCGACCGUCAUCCUCCAGCACGUGUGUUCCGUCAUCAUCUUCGUCGUCUGCUUCAGCGGCAUCCUCCAGAAGCGCGUCUCGCCCAUGGCUGUCGUGUCUUGGAGCAGCAUCGCCUCCUUCGUCGGCUGGCGCCUGUGGGAGCAGUGGGACGCCGACGAGGCUGAUGCCGCCAUUGACCUGACCCCCGGCUCGUCCACCAGCCUGACUGCCAGCCGCCCCGGUGCCAUCGGGCGCCGUGGUGGGAGCAUGCGCCAUCGGCCCUCCUUGCCGCCACCGGCCCCUUCACUGCCGGCUUCGACGCGGCCCUCGUCCGCCAUCCCUUCGGCCACCAGUUCCGUGACCAACUUGUCUGCCCAGAGUUACGCGCGUACUUCCUACUCCGCCUCGGCCACCUCCCUCCACUCAGCCACCUCGACAUCAGUCCCUUCAUCGUACAAGCCGAUGCAGGAGCACACAUCGACAGUGUCAUCGUCAUCAUCACCACCACCACCACCGCUGCAAGAAGAUGACCAGACGACGAAUGUCAUGCACCAACGCAUCGGCACCCUCAAGUCCGCCAUCCUCAUCUCCAGCACACUCCUCGGCCUCUCUCCCAUCCUCAUGUCCCUGACCCUCUCCACAACCUCCGACUCGAUCUACGCCAUGUCCUUCUGGCUCCUCGCCGUCAACAUAUUCUCCUUCGACUACUCGACCGCCCCCUCGGCCUCCUCCCCACGCACCCCCGCCUCCCUCUCCACGAACGCCGCCCUCAUGGCCUCCACCGUCCUCGCCUCCCGCCUCCCCUCCACCGGCCAGGUCUUCUCCCUGACCCUCUUCUCCAUCGAGGUCUUUGGUCUCUUCCCCGUCUUCCGCCGCAGCGCCCGCCACCGCUCCCCGGCCUACCACUACGCCCUUUCCUCCCUCCUCGUGCUGGGCGCCGGUGCCGGCGUCGCCAUCGUCAUUGGCGAGCCCGCGCCCUCCUUUCCUUGGCAGCGCGCCGUCGCCGGCAUGGUCGUCAGCGUCUUGAUUUCGGCCCUCGUCAUGGGCGGGUGCAGCUGGUGGCUCAUUGGGCUGCAAAAGUACAAGAAUGAAAUCUACGGGCCGUGGGAUCCCGCGAGGCCCGUCAUCAUGAGUAGGCGGCAGUGGGACUAG
This is a messenger RNA of Verticillium nonalfalfae, 1629 nucleotides long. RefSeq lists its product as uncharacterized. Bases 1 to 1629 code for a protein of 542 amino acids. Gene Ontology annotation, biological process: GPI anchor biosynthetic process. The transcript has a single exon. The record is from RefSeq and is a predicted model, not a curated record. Gene Ontology annotation, cellular component: membrane; glycosylphosphatidylinositol-N-acetylglucosaminyltransferase (GPI-GnT) complex. Lineage: Eukaryota; Fungi; Ascomycota; Sordariomycetes; Glomerellales; Plectosphaerellaceae.